AUUCGUUGCUCCGAUUUGAAACGCAAUGAGGCAAGACUUUACUUUCUAACACACAAAGCUACGUUUACGCGUGUUACUGAGACAUUAAGCGUGCAGUAAAUAAACUCUGGUCUGUUAAGUGAAGAAAGGCAACGAGUUCACUUGUGUGGUCGUGAGGCGUGAUCGGCAAGAUUCGCUAAGGAGUGAUAUCGAUUUGAAGUUGUUGUUUUUUAAGAAGAUUGAGCAACAGGAAAACAAAGAAUGAAGAUUUUAUUGUGGUUCGAAACAACAUUCGGUCUUUUGAUGCUUUCUGUGCAAAACUCCGUUGCUCAACUCAACAGCAUUCUUUCUGUACCUCCUGACAUUCACGAUUUUGGUGGGUCCUCAGAAUGUGCUUUAGUCUUGCGCAGAACAUACCUCGAUGGUCGAAGAAAGUCUGCAGCGCCCUCAUAUGGAGGCUUUUUUAACCUUCUGAAACCAGGCCCAAUACAUCACAAUGGACCAACCGAAGAAAUCUGUAUAAGAUACACAGAUGUCAACUUGGCAUUAGCUGAAGCGAAACGGCGGAAAGGACACAGAACGCCUCGAACAAUCCAGUCCCUCGAGCCACAUCCAUCAGAUAUAGGAAUUACAGGAGAAUUAGUAUUGGAGACUACCCGUAUUCUAGCACUUCAAUUUAAACUGUCACGAGAUGAGGUAAUGAACGGUCUUCCUAUGAUUGAUACUUCUCGCACUGACAUCUGGGAAAUUUGUCCUGCGCACGUGAAGCCCGUGCCAUGUACUAUUGAAAGGCACAGAUCAUACACAGGGAUAUGUAACAAUGUGCAGCAUUCCAGUUGGGGUUCAACUCAUACCCCUUUUGUCCGCUUCCUCCCCCCUGCCUAUGUUGAUGGAAUCUCAGUUCCACGCAUAUCGGUAUCAGGAGGACCGUUACCACCAGCUCGUGUAAUUAGUUCGCAUAUUCAUCCAGACGUAGACUUCCCCAGUAAUGAGCUUUCCGUUCUCGUCAUGUCUUGGGGUCAAUUUAUUGACCACGACAUGACCCUUGCGGCAGUACCUAGAGACGAACGUGACUUGGACUUUAAGUGCUGUGGAAUCCCUAAAGAGAUCCAGCAUCCCAACUGUAUGACAAUCGACAUACCACCCGACGAUCCAUUCUAUUCCCGUUAUGGUCAACAAUGUAUGGAAUUUAAGCGUCUGGAGGCUGGUCAAAGACCCGGAUGCACUCUCGGCCCGAGAACCCACAUCAAUCUGGACACAUCACCCCUUGACGCUAAUUUUGUGUACGGUUCAACGGAAGAUCUUGCCCACAAACUCCGCCUAGGAAAAGGAGGAGAAGAUCCUCUUCGUACUCUCCUGCGACAGCCCUACAUCGUAUACGAACCCGGGAAGAUGGACGAAUUGAUCGGCGGGCUUAUUAACACCCCAGCUCAAGUAUACGACCCCUUCAUUACCAUGGAGGUACUUUAUGGAUACAUUCAUUUUAAAUUUGAAGUGAACUAUUUGUCUAUUUCUGUAUCAGAUCUAUUUAAAUCACUGAAGUUUUUGUGUAAACAUUUUGUAAAGUCACUCUUAGUUUCUUUAGCUCUUCUGGUUGUCCAAGAUGGAGGUGACGAACGAGUUAACGAACAAAUCCACCUCACCGUCCUUCAUACUCUCUAUGUUCGCGACCACAACCGAAUUGCCAUCGAACUUGGCCGACUAAACCCGCACUGGGACGACGAAAGAAUUUACCACGAGGCGCGACAUAUUAUGGCAGGCUCUGUGCAGCAUAUUACAUUCAAUGAGUUCCUUCCAAUGACAGUUGGCGAGGAGAUGGUCCACAAGUAUAAUCUCACUCUAAAUCCGGAGUUUUGUGAUAUAUCCAGACACCCCGAUGAUAUUGAUCUUUGGAGUGGAGGAAUUUCGGAGUACCGCCUACGGGGAGCAAUGAUUGGUCCAACGUUUGCCUGCAUCAUCGCUCGCCAGUUUGACAAUGUAAGACGAGGUGAUCGAUUCUGGUACGAGAAUUCCGGUUUCCCAUCUGCAUUUACUCCAGAACAACUCCAGGAGAUAAGAAAAUCGUUCCAGUCCAAACUCAUAUGCGAAAAUGCCGAUGAUAUUCCUACUAUUCAACUCUAUGCUAUGCGGCUCCCUCACCCCAUCUACAAUCCUCGACUGCCUUGCAAAGAAAUUCCUUCCAUAGACCUGCGUUACUGGCAAGAAGACCCCGUGCACGGUGGAUACACGUUCAAGAAGUAGUCCUAACGUGGCGACCAGAUUUAGGCAGCCGAUCGUUGCUCCAUCUAUUGGUGAAAUGAUGAGUGGGGAUGCGGAAGCCCACAUGUUAUUUCCUUCGUCCAUUACCGCUGACCAUUAAUAGAGACUGUGACCAGAGAGCUUUCCUUUGUUGUGAACCCGAAAGCAGAACCAAGUUGUUCAUAUUUUCGUGUUAUAAUAUCUGUGUUGGUUUGACUUCUGUUUCCUUUCUUCUUGGGUUAUCUUAAUUUGGGUGUUUUGGCGGGGAAGUAUAAAAGGUUUUGUAUAAAAGUAUAUGUACUCAUAUGUGGACAUUUUAAUCGAUAUAAAUUAGUCUAUUUUUUUAAACAUGUUGUUGCAAGUAAACUUUGGCACCUAAAAAAAUAUCCUGAUAUAUCCCCCCACCCAUAUCCUGCUGGCCACAUCCUACUCGAUGACGUCACAGAUUUCGUCUGAUGGCAUGCUAUAAGUUUAAAUUUUAUCUGUAAAUAAUAAAAUUCUUACUUGCGGUGUCUGACAAUUAUUGAUAGUAUUUCUAUACCGUCUGACUUUCCCUUUUGUAUGUUGUUAAUUUUUUUGGAGAGUGGGGUGGGGGGAGACGGAACUGACAGUAAAACAAUCAGUCAUUUUUAGAACUUUUUUUUCCAUGAAUUGAUGCUGGAUGUUCUUUAAGAGUAAAUUCAUCCUCAAGUAAUUGUAGACAUAUUUUGACUCA
This is a messenger RNA of Limulus polyphemus (Atlantic horseshoe crab), 2932 nucleotides long. Its product is annotated as peroxidasin homolog. Gene Ontology annotation, molecular function: heme binding; peroxidase activity. The record is from RefSeq and is a predicted model, not a curated record. Bases 241 to 2220 code for a protein of 659 amino acids. Gene Ontology annotation, biological process: response to oxidative stress. NCBI's taxonomy places the organism in Eukaryota, Metazoa, Arthropoda, Merostomata, Xiphosura, Limulidae. The transcript is spliced from 14 exons.